AUGCAGGCUCGACCGAAUCCGGAAGGCCCGACGUCGAGAAGGCUGUCACAUAUCGACGGGUUGCUCGCUGGCUUCAACGUUCUUGCGUCAGAUUGCCCUAUUGACAGGCAAAAGCAACAAUGGGAUCGUCUGGAAGCGCUCCGUGGUGAGAUGCAGCGCCAAUGGGAAGGCCUCAGAGAUGUGCCCCUGGCUGUGGAUGAUCUAGAAGGCUUCUGUGACACUGCGCUUUUUGCGUAUCGGAACGCCUUGGCUGGUCUUGUGCCUACUGAUCUUCCCAAGGUCGUUGGGCUUUGCAGUCUGUCAUAUGCCGUGUCACGCAUUCUUCAGCACGAGGGAACAUCGUGCUCGGUGAAUUUUCUAGACGACGUUCGGGUCUGUCUACAGUCCCUGGAAAAGCAAGAGGACCGACAGAUGAUUGAGGUUGCCAUGGCAAAAUCCUGGCCUCCGAUCGUGCAAGUUGACCACGUCGGAAUGGCUCCUCAGCACCAAGACUGGCCUCAAUACCCCAGAAGCAAUGAUCCUCAGGCUUACCCUAGUGUCACUUCUUCUGAAACAUGGCAGAUCCAAGAUGUUCCUUUGCUGCCUUACACUUCGGCUACGUUUGAUGCCCUACCGGGCGGUUUUCCUGUUGCGGCCAACUGGGUACACACUUCUCAAGGUCGCCCUUUCGAGCCGUACGACACAGCGGGAGACACUAAUGACUAUUCUGUCCUCGGCUGGAUUCCUGGCGGGACCAUGAACGCAAUUGCAGAUACCCCAUGGUCGGAUCCUGAUCAAGCCGGGUUCCAGGUUGGAUCCUUCGGUCAAUUGGAGAACACAAGCCAGUCGAGGGCAGCGUCUUCGGCCCCCAAUGGCCCGCAGCAUCUCCAAGGCACAGAGUUGUUCAAGGUUAUUGGGAGCUUUCUAGAUGGCUCGUCCGACUCCCUGGUGCUUCUCUCUGGGAACGGGGUAACCGCCAAGAACCUGGAUUCGUGUCUCUCUUCCAACCAGGAAAGGUCGACGGACAAGGAAUGUCUUCAAUCAUUGUAUAUGGAUCCGUUGUGCAAGAAGCAAGAGCUUUUGCAGACUCCAUGUCCAACUAUUCUGUCGAUCACCAAGAAGUUUGUCGGCUAUGGUUUCUUGCAGAGCGUUGACGAGGCGCAGUCCUACAUGACAGCGCUUGCAGAGGUGCUGUUCAAUGACAACACAGCGCAGGAAAUGUUCUGCCAGAGCAUCAAGACCCCCCCAACGGCUGCUGAAUUGUCCACGCAGGAAUGUCGCUGCAACGCGCCGGCCAAAAAGGGCGCUGUGAGGUGUCCGGACUGCAAAAAGAUGUUCCCUAGAAAGUGGAACAUGAAAAGACACCAGAAGAAGAAUCAGUGCCCAGCCAGCCGGGGCACGACAGCCUGA
Messenger RNA from Fusarium keratoplasticum, 1389 nucleotides. RefSeq lists its product as uncharacterized. The transcript is spliced from 3 exons. The record is from RefSeq and is a predicted model, not a curated record. Lineage: Eukaryota; Fungi; Ascomycota; Sordariomycetes; Hypocreales; Nectriaceae. The coding region runs from base 1 to 1389 and encodes 462 amino acids.